Molecule: messenger RNA, 1055 nt
Organism: Salvia miltiorrhiza (redroot sage)
Lineage: Eukaryota; Viridiplantae; Streptophyta; Magnoliopsida; Lamiales; Lamiaceae
Product: E3 ubiquitin-protein ligase MPSR1-like
Exons: 1
Coding region: 322-936 (204 amino acids)
Cellular component (GO): cytoplasm; nucleoplasm
Source: RefSeq, a predicted model, not a curated record
UUUAUUUUUUUGAAGGAAAAUUAUCCAAUUAUUUAGUGAAACCAAAACACCGCAUGCCAGUAGCAGCUACAUAAAUUUGGAGGAAAGCGGAAGUGACGAGUAAGGAGUGACGUCCUAACCGAAAACUAUUCAAAUUCAAAACUUAAAUCGUAAGUAUUUCCGCACAAAUUUCUAGAAUCUUCCACCGCCCUAAAGCUAAACCCCCGCGUUGCCGGUCCAUAUAUAAACCGGCUCCAAUUUCCCCAUUUCUCUUCUUACCAAUUUUUCUCAAUAAAAUCAAAUUAAAAAAAAAUAAAAGGAAAAACUCGAAAGGCGAAAAAGAUGUCUUCAUCAAAUCCGGACUCGUCUCCGUCUCCUCCGUCUCUGGAGGAGCUGAGCACUAGAGGCGCCACCGCGCUCCUCCUCCCCUGGAUCCUGCGAAUGGCGACGGCGGCGGACUCCCCUCCCGGCGAGGUGGCGGUGUUCGUCCACCAGCCGACCCGAUCGAUAACCCUAGUGGAGGGGUCCUUAGACGUGGAGUCGCUCCUCCGCGAGCUCCCGUGGAAGGAGGGGCCGCUGCCGGCGACGAAGGCCUCGAUCGAGUCGCUGCCGCUAGUCCGGGUAUCGGAGGUGGGGGUGGAGUGCUCGAUCUGCCUGGCCGAGUACGACGAGGAAUCGGAAGUGAAGGAGAUGCCGUGCCGGCAUCGGUUUCACUCGGAUUGCAUAGGUAAGUGGCUGGGAAUCCACGGAUCGUGCCCGAUUUGCCGAUUCGGUAUGCCGGUGGAGGAAAGGAAAGAGGGGGAUGAGAGGGGAGGGUGGAGGAUUCAUUUGUUUGUGGCGCGGCCCGACCCGGAUCCGGAUGUGGAUAUGGAUGCGGGUGCGGGCAAUUGGGAUGAUGAGGAGGCCAAUGAUGACGAGUCGACAGCUCAGAAUAUGGACAUUCAUGAAAGCGAUUGAAUUUUUGUUGUUGUUGAUGUAGGGAAUUAUAUUUAUUUAUUUAUUUUAGUGUAGUAAGUGGAAGACGUACAUGUACAAUCAAUAUAUCAAUAUAUAAAAUCUAAACCAAUCCUCAAAAA